AUGGUGGAAGCUGAACGCGAAUCGUCGACCCCGACGUGGAAGUUUACACAAUGUUUUGGCGAUAAGGGUGAAGUGGAAGACAUCACUGAAGCAGACAUAAUAUCCACCGUCGAGUUCGAUCACACCGGCAAUUAUCUCGCUACUGGCGACAAGGGUGGCCGUGUUGUACUAUUUGAGCGCAAUGAGACUAAGAAGACUUGCGAGUACAAAUUCCACACCGAGUUUCAGUCACACGAGCCCGAAUUUGACUACCUAAAAUCCCUCGAGAUCGAGGAGAAAAUCAACAAGAUCAAGUGGUGCCGUCGUCAAAACGCUUCACAUUACCUCCUCUCUACCAAUGAUAAGACGAUCAAGCUAUGGAAGGUCUUUGAGAAGUCGUUAAAAGUCGUUGCCGAAAACAACCUCACCCAUGAAUUGACCCCGGCUGGUGCGGGUGGAGGUGGUGCUCCGCAGAAGAACCAACCUGUCUUCAAGAAUGCUACCGAACUCAAGCUGCCUCGGAUGACCUAUCAUGACACCGUUGUCGCAGCUGUACCUCGUCGCACAUAUGCCAAUGCCCAUGCCUACCAUAUCAACAGCAUUUCCGUCAACAGUGAUGGCGAGACGUUCAUUUCGUCCGAUGACCUCAGGAUAAAUCUAUGGAAUCUCAACAUACAGGAUCAGAGCUUCAAUAUCGUUGACAUUAAGCCUGCGAACAUGGAGGAAUUGACCGAAGUUAUCACAGCAGCAGAGUUCCAUCCUCAUAGUUGCAAUUGGUUCAUGUAUGCCAGCAGUAAGGGCACGAUCAAACUAGCAGACAUGCGUGAGAGCGCUCUUUGUGACUCUCAUGCAAAGCAGUUCGAGCAAGAGGAGGACCCGUCUUCUCGUUCCUUCUUCUCCGAAAUCAUCUCCUCCAUAUCUGACGUCCGCUUCUCCAACGACGGCCGAUACAUCCUUUCUCGCGAUUACCUGACUGUCAAGAUCUGGGAUGUGAACAUGGAAAAGCAGCCCGUCAAGACAAUCCCCAUUCACGAACACCUCAGGCCACGCCUCUGCGACACCUACGAAAACGACUCGAUUUUCGACAAAUUCGAGGUUGUCUUCUCAGGCAAUGGUCAAAACGUGAUGACUGGUUCUUACAACAACAAUUUCAUGAUCUACCCAAGUGACCCUGAGCAAGAAACUGAGGUGGUUCUGCAAGCAGACAAGAGUGCCUUCAAGGCAAAGAAGGUGGGUGUACCUACUCCUAUUAACUCGGGUACAAACGGCACCAAGAAGAGUGCCAGCAGAGCUGGCUCGCCUGCUGCAGGUCAAGGUGCGAGAAUGCGGAAAGAAACGGAUGCCGAUCAGAUCGAUUUCAACAAGAAGAUAUUGCACAUGAGCUGGCAUCCGUUUGAGGAUAGUAUUGCGAUUGCCGCUACUAAUAACCUCUUCGUUUUCUCCGCCUUGUGA
Lithohypha guttulata is the source of this 1431-nucleotide messenger RNA. It is a transcript of the gene CDC55, whose product is annotated as protein phosphatase 2A regulatory subunit cdc55. The record is from RefSeq and is a predicted model, not a curated record. Bases 1 to 1431 code for a protein of 476 amino acids. The transcript has 4 exons. Gene Ontology annotation, molecular function: protein phosphatase regulator activity; protein binding. Gene Ontology annotation, cellular component: protein phosphatase type 2A complex; cytosol. Lineage: Eukaryota; Fungi; Ascomycota; Eurotiomycetes; Chaetothyriales; Trichomeriaceae.